AUGAGCUUAUACAACAAUCUAAGACUAGUCACCAGACAGAAGCAAGUGUCCGGACUGCUUUCCGCAGUAAGACGUUACCAUCCAACUUCUAAUGAGUAUGUCAACCCAAAGGUCUGGGAGCCAUUGACUUACACACCCGAGUCUCCCGAGUUCAAGCUGCUAUCGCAUACCAUGGAGAAUUCCGUUCCACAACAUGGUUUCACUGAAAAGGCCAUCGUUAACUCUCUAAAUGCGAUGAAGAUGCCAAGUGGUAUGCUAACUACUAUCGGUGCUUCCAAUUCUGCCACUUUCCUGCACUCUUCACCAGCAGUUAUGGAAUUGAUAAAGUUCCAACUGGUGGAAAAAAGACAUCGUAUGGUUGAGGGAAUAACUGAGAUCGCUGAAGCAUCUAAAUUGCCAAGUCUGGAAAGCCUGCUACUAAAGAGAUUGAAAAUGGAUGUACCAAUUGCUUCUCAUUUGACUCAGAUGACCGCACAAUUGAUGGUUCCAAGCUCUUUUAUGACUAAUGUCUCACUUCCAGAACUAGAGAGAUUAGCAGACGACAUGAUUUAUUACUCUAACGAGAAGGAUCACCACGAUUUUGCCUGGUACACCAAGAGAGCUGCUUUGGCCACUACAUAUUUGGCCAGUAAAGCUUUCAUGGCUCAGGACAAGUCUCACAAUUUCAUGGAAACUAUGGAAUUUGCCCAAGAUAAAUUGCAUAAAGUCAUGACUUUGGGUGACUACUACAACAAUGUUGAAGAGUUUGGCUGGUUCACAUUGAUGUCUGCAGUAAACUUGACUAAGUCUCAAAUGGCAAGAGUCUAG
Molecule: messenger RNA, 807 nt
Organism: Nakaseomyces glabratus
Lineage: Eukaryota; Fungi; Ascomycota; Saccharomycetes; Saccharomycetales; Saccharomycetaceae
Gene: COQ9
Product: ubiquinone biosynthesis protein COQ9
Biological process (GO): ubiquinone biosynthetic process
Cellular component (GO): mitochondrial inner membrane
Molecular function (GO): lipid binding
Source: RefSeq, a predicted model, not a curated record